This is a messenger RNA of Recurvomyces mirabilis, 855 nucleotides long. RefSeq lists its product as uncharacterized. Gene Ontology annotation, biological process: formaldehyde catabolic process. The transcript is spliced from 2 exons. Gene Ontology annotation, molecular function: S-formylglutathione hydrolase activity. The coding region runs from base 1 to 855 and encodes 284 amino acids. The record is from RefSeq and is a predicted model, not a curated record. Lineage: Eukaryota; Fungi; Ascomycota; Dothideomycetes; Mycosphaerellales; Teratosphaeriaceae. Gene Ontology annotation, cellular component: cytosol.
AUGUCGUUCGAAACCACCGGCACCAUCGCCAGCUUCGGCGGCAAGCUGCUCAAACUCGCACAUCAGUCACGAGCAACCGCCUGCCAAAUGAAACUCAACCUCUAUCUCCCACCCGGCGCCUCCUCCUCCAAACCCGCCCCCGUCCUCUUCUACCUCGCCGGUCUAACCUGCACAGGCGACAACGGCGCGGAAAAGGGUUUCUUCCAGCACAUGGCGUCCAAAAAGGGCAUCGCGAUCGUCUACCCGGACACCUCCCCCCGUGGCCUUGGCCUAGCAGGUGAGGACGACGCAUACGAUUUCGGCUCCGGAGCCGGCUUCUAUGUCGAUGCGACAAAGGAGCCGUACAAGCAUGGGUAUCGGAUGUACACUUACAUUACCGAGGAACUACCUCAUGCGUUGUUCGGGGAGUUCAAGGAGCUGGAUGGGAAGAGGAUGUCUAUUACCGGACAUAGCAUGGGUGGCCACGGCGCCUUGACGCUUUUCCUGAAGAACCCGGGGAAGUACAAGUCCGUUAGUGCUUUCGCUCCCAUCACCAACCCGACGAAAUGUCCCUGGGGCGAGAAAGCAUUCAAGGGGUAUUUCGGCGAGGAGGAUAAGAAGCGGUGGAGUGAUCAUGAUGCCACGGAGCUCCUGAGCCAUUUCAAGGGCGACACGGAUAUUCUGAUCGAUGUCGGCACAGGCGAUAAUUUCUACAAGCAAGGACAACUUUUGCCGGAGAACUUUGAGAAGGUGGCGAAGGAGAAGGGGAAGAAGGUCAAUGUGCGGUAUCAGGAGGAUUACGAUCAUAGUUAUUUCUUCAUUUCGACUUUUGCCGAUGAUCAUGUGGAGCAUGCGGCCAAGUAUUUGGGGGUGUAG